UGGUCUUCCCAACAGGGACGAGUCAGGACCAAGACGGUAAAAAAGGCCGCCAGGGUCAUCAUUGAGAAGUACUACACCCGGCUGGGCAGUGACUUCCACGUCAACAAGAGGGUGUGUGAGGAGAUAGCCAUCAUCCCCAGCAAGAAGCUGCGCAACAAGAUUUCUGGGUAUGUGACCCAUCUGAUGAAGCGUAUCCAGAGGGGCCCCGUCAGAGGCAUCUCCAUCAAGCUGCAGGAGGAGGAGAGGGAGAGGAGGGACAACUAUGUCCCAGAGGUGUCUGCUCUGGACCAGGAGAUCAUUGAGGUGGAUCCCGACACCAAGGAGAUGCUGAAGCUGUUGGACUUCGGCAACCUGUCGAACCUGCAGGUCACCCAGCCUACCGUUGGAAUGAACUUCAAAACACCCAGGGGAGUUUAGACACGUUUCAUAUCUCUGUCAAUAAAGAGAAGUGGAAAGGAAGCACUGUAGCGGUCUCUUUUGCAAGGUCACAAUAUCUUACUCUAAGGCUGGGAUUCAAUCAGAACAAAUGUUAACCAGCAAUAGCAGACCUCCCUUGUGGCUCAGUUGGUAGAGCAUGGUGCUUGCCAUGCCAGGGUUGUGGGUUUGAUUCCCACACAGGACUAGUAUGAAAAGGGAAAACAAAUCAUUAUGCUCAGGAUAAGUGUCUGUUAAAUGACUCAUAAUAGAAAUAGUGGUCGGGAGGAAGAAGUGUGUUGGAGCCGUCAAAUCAUUGAGCAGCUGCUCUUGCAAUCGUCACGCUUCGCCCCACUGUCGUUAAGUUCAGAACGAGAAAGUGUAGGAUACAUAGAAAUAAUUACUCACAUUGAAAAUUUGGAUUCAUGGGAUCUCUGUUAAUUCGACUCCGUACAGGCCAAUAGCAAUGUCCGCUUUAGGUGUAAUGCCAGGAGCCGCUUGUGGAUUUGACAGCUCUAAAGCAGUUCCACUUCCGACACCGCCAAAACAACCGCUAUGUGGAUGUCGGCUAAAGCGGAUCUGAUUGAAUACAGCCCUAGGGGUCAGGAUGCAAUCCGAUUGUGGGUAAUAGACGUUGCAGCUUUUACAGGCAAUUUCCAAUUGAACUAUGCAGCGUUUACCGUGGUUACAUUACCUAAAAGCUGCAAUGUCUAUUACCUGUGAUCGGAUUGAAUCCCAGGCUAAAACAAUCACACUACCUGCCUCCAUCUCAAUAUUGUCUAAGGGUGUUUUCACACUGGGUCCCUUUCAGACAAUUUGUGAACUCUGCCUGUUCCCUUAAUUUUUUUGUCCAGUGUGAACACGCCAAAGGAACUCCGACCUCUCAAAAGUUAACCGAACUGAGACCAUCUUGAAUUCCUCAGUCCAGUUCCCUUUUUUAGGGCAAUGUGAACACAAAGCUCACCAGGUUGGCUUGUCAUUAGUGGGUGGUGUGGGAAUAGACUACUACAACACUGCUUCCCCUCACACGCAGAAUUGUUGUCCAAAAUGGUUUGAAUAUUUGAUCUAUUGGCUGAGAGCUUCAUAAGCUGAUUAGAUUGUGGGGUUUGAGUAGUGUGAGAAGACAACAUAUUUGGUGAGAAUCAGAACAGGCUACAAAAUCAAUUCUAGCUCUUAAAGGGGCAGUAGCCUAGAUUGAAAAUUGUAUACCCAAAUUACAGCAUCUGCAGUUAUUCUAUUUAUUGUUGCCAAUGUUAAUAGUAUCUUCUGAUUGGAAUCUAUUAGCAUGCAACAUAUAAGUAGGUUUAUAUAUAGCUGUCCGAUAACACGUUCUGAUGGAAUGACUUGACCUGCACUUUGUAAAAACCACGAGUGGAUGUUCCUUUCUAAACAUAGCAGUGUGAAUGCAAAGAGGACUGACCUAAAAAAAAA
This is a messenger RNA of Salvelinus namaycush (lake trout), 1845 nucleotides long. RefSeq names its product 40S ribosomal protein S17-like. Gene Ontology annotation, molecular function: structural constituent of ribosome. The record is from RefSeq and is a predicted model, not a curated record. The annotation marks the transcript as partial. Gene Ontology annotation, cellular component: ribosome. Gene Ontology annotation, biological process: translation. The transcript is spliced from 4 exons. NCBI's taxonomy places the organism in Eukaryota, Metazoa, Chordata, Actinopteri, Salmoniformes, Salmonidae.